Molecule: messenger RNA, 1062 nt
Organism: Rattus rattus (black rat)
Lineage: Eukaryota; Metazoa; Chordata; Mammalia; Rodentia; Muridae
Gene: Ccr8
Product: C-C motif chemokine receptor 8
Exons: 1
Coding region: 1-1062 (353 amino acids)
Biological process (GO): immune response; G protein-coupled receptor signaling pathway; positive regulation of cytosolic calcium ion concentration
Cellular component (GO): membrane
Molecular function (GO): C-C chemokine receptor activity
Source: RefSeq, a predicted model, not a curated record
AUGGAUUACACGUUGGAGCCCAAUGUCACGAUGACCGACUACUACCCUGACUUCUUCACCACCCCCUGCGACACAGAGCUCCUCCUCAGGGGCGGCACGUUGUAUCUGGCCGUCUUGUACUGCAUCUUGUUUGUGCUGGGCCUUCUGGGAAACAGCCUGGUCAUCUUGGUCCUUGUGGCCUGCAAGAAACUGAGGAGUAUCACAGACGUCUACCUCCUGAACCUGGCCGCUUCUGACCUGCUCUUCGUCCUCUCCAUUCCCUUUCAGACCCACAACCUGCUGGACCAGUGGGUGUUCGGGACCGUGAUGUGUAAGGUGGUCUCUGGCCUCUACUACAUUGGCUUCUUCAGCAGCAUGCUCUUCAUCACCCUCAUGAGCGUGGACAGGUACCUGGCUGUCGUCCACCCUGUCCAUGCCAUCAAAGUGAGGACGGCCAGAGUGGGCACAGCCCUGAGCCUGGCGGUGUGGCUGGCUGCCGUCGCGGCCACCGUCCCGCUGAUGGUUUUUUACCAGGUGUCCUCUGAAGACGGCAUGCUACAGUGCUUCCAACUUUACGACGAGCAGUCUCUGAGGUGGAAGCUCUUCACCCACUUUGAAGUCAACGCCUUGGGUCUGCUGCUCCCCUUCGCCAUCCUCCUGUUCUGCUACGUCAGGAUCCUGCAGCAGCUGCAGGGUUGCCUGAACCACAACAGGACCAGAGCCAUCAAACUGGUGCUCACUAUAGUCGUCGUGUCUUUACUCUUCUGGGUCCCCUUCAACGUGGUCCUCUUCCUCACGUCCCUGCACGACAUGCGCAUCUUGGAGGGAUGUGCCACCAGGCAGAGACUGGCCCUGGCCACCCACGUCACGGAGGUCAUCUCUUUCACGCAUUGCUGCAUGAACCCUGUCAUCUAUGCUUUCAUCGGAGAGAAGUUCAAGAAGUACCUCGUGGAUGUGUUUCAAAAGAGCUGCAGCCACAUCUUCCUCUACGUCGGGAGACAGAUGCCAGUGGGGGCGUUGGAAAGGCAACUGUCCUCGAACCAGCGAUCUUCCCACUCUUCCACACUGGACUACAUCUUGUAA